Molecule: messenger RNA, 2370 nt
Organism: Pistacia vera
Lineage: Eukaryota; Viridiplantae; Streptophyta; Magnoliopsida; Sapindales; Anacardiaceae
Product: probable LRR receptor-like serine/threonine-protein kinase At3g47570
Exons: 5
Coding region: 1-2370 (789 amino acids)
Biological process (GO): protein phosphorylation
Molecular function (GO): ATP binding; protein kinase activity; protein binding
Source: RefSeq, a predicted model, not a curated record
AUGAAUACAUUGAUACAGUUUCAAUCCGUUUUUCUCUUUUGCAUCACGGUGAUACAGUUUACGACUUUUGUCAAUUCUGAAUUGGCUGAAAACGAGACAGAUCGUGUUGCCUUGCAGGCCUUCAAGUCAAAGAUUAUUCAUGAUCCUCAAGGAGGAAACAAUCUUGUAGGGAAAUUGCCACCGGAGUUUGUCUCCUUGAGGAACAUCAAAUCAUUAAAUGUAUUUCAUAACAAUUUGACAGGAGGCAUCCCACAUUUUCUUGGGAAUCUUACCUCCCUGGAAAAGUUGAAUUUAGCUGUCAAUGCUUUUGGAGGAAACAUUCCAGAUUCAUUGGGUCGACUGAAAAAUUUAACAAGUCUUGGACUUGGUGAAAACAACCUAUCUGGUGCGGUUCCUUCUUCUAUAUACAAUCUUUCCUUUCUUGUUAAUUUUUCUUUGGUUCUCAAUCAACUCCAUGGAAGUCUUCCACCAAAUUUAGGUCUUGCUUUUCCUCGUCUCAAAUAUUUUCAAGUCUCCCAUAACUUAUUUAGUGGAUCUAUUCCAGUAUCUUUAUCCAAUGCUUCAGAACUGGAGCAUUUUCAAUUGAACAGCAAUGAUUUUUCUGGAAAACUGUCAGUUGACUUUGGAGGCCUGCAACAUUUUGCAUUGCUGAAUGUGGCCACUAAUAAGUUAGGAAGUGGGGAAGCCCGAAACCAAUUGAUUGGAACUAUACCUCCAAACAUUGGUAACCUGAAAGUUCUAUCAGCUUUUGAUGUGUCUGACAAUAAUUUAUCUGGUGAAAUUCCAAGUCAACUCAGUCUUUGUUCUAGUCUUGAAUAUCUUUAUAUCGAGGGCAAUUUCUUUCAAGGAUUUAUACCCUCAUCAUUGAGUUCUCUUAGAGGAAUUCGAGACAUUGAUCUUUCUCGUAACAAUUUGUCUGGUCAAAUUCCAAAAUUCUUGGCAACUCUCGCUUUGGAGAAUCUAAACUUGUCCUUCAAUAAUUUAGAAGGCGAAGUACCAACGAAAGGAAUUUUUGCAAAUGCAAGUGCAAUAUCAAUUGUCGGAAAUAGUAAUCGACUUUGUGGGGGUAUAGCUGAACUACAUCUCCCGAAAUGCAUCAACAAUGAGUCAAAGAAGGAAAAGAUCUCUCAACUGUCGAAAAUAUUAAUCUCAACCGUAAGCAUCUUUUCAGGUUUGGUCAUGAUGUCAUUUUUCAUUUUUUGUUGGCUCAAAAAGAGAAGAGGAAAACAACCUUCUGAAUCUGAAUCUACGUUGAUAAGAGAACUUUUGAAUUUGUCUUAUGAAAAGCUUCUUAAAGCAACUGAUGGGUUUUCUUCAACACAAUUGAUUGGUGUGGGCAGUUUUGGUUCAGUGUAUAAGGGAAUCUUUAAUCAAGACGGAACCAUUGUUGCAGUUAAAGUACUUAAUCUUCAACGUCAAGGAGCUUCCAAGAGUUUCUUAGCAGAGUGUAAAGCAUUGAGAAAUAUCCGUCAUAGAAAUCUUGUCAAAGUCAUAACUUCUUGCUCAAGCAUUGAUUUUCAAGGCAAUGACUUUAAAGCUCUUGUUUAUGAGUACAUGCCAAAUGGGAGUCUUGAGAAGUGGUUGCAUUUUACACCAAAAACAGAAGAAGAGCAACCUGAAAUUCAGAAUCUCACUCUUCUUCAGAGAAUAAACAUUGCAAUUGAUGUGGCCUCUGCGAUAGAUUAUCUUCAUCAUCAUUGCCAUGAGCCAAUCCUCCAUUGCGAUCUAAAGCCAGGCAAUGUUCUUCUAGACGAUAACAUGACAGCUCAUGUUGGGGAUUUCGGUCUAGCAAAGUUUCUCCCAGAAGUCUCAAAUCCAAAUAAAAGCAGUUCUGUUGAAGUAAGAGGAACAAUAGGGUAUGCAGCCCCAGAGUUUGGUCUAGGAAGUGAGUUGUCGACAAAUGGGGAUGUCUAUAGUUAUGGGAUCUUGUUGUUGGAGAUGGUAACAAGUAAAAAACCCACAGACCCUAUAUUUGAAGGAGACUUUAAUCUUCACAAUUUUGUCAGAAUAGCCUUGCCUGACCGGGUGAUGGACAUUGUGGAUCCUCUGCUUCUAAAUGAUGAAGAAGAGGUGUCUGGUACAAGGCAUAGGUUGAGGGAAACAAGAAACAACAUCAAAAAGGAAUGUUUCAAUAUCAUGGUAAGGAUUGGAGUGGCAUGUUCAAUGGAAUCUCCACAAGAUCGAAUGAAUAUAAGAGAUGUUGUGAAUGAACUAAAAUCAGCCAAGAACAUCCUUCUAAAGCUCAACAGGCAAGAAGAGUAUGGUCUGGGAAAUGAGGUAUCAACAUAUGGGGAUGUCUACAGUUAUGGGAUCCUGUUGUUGGAGAUGGCUGUUUCAACUUUCUAUGAUUCAUUGUGGAAGAGAGUUUGA